CACAGCAGCGGUUCCGCGCAGCCAUUCCAACACAUCACAUUCGCCGCGGUGCGUCGGAACGAAGCGCACGCGACGACAAACCGCUGAAUAUUAGCCGUUAAAACCGGUGGGGAACCAACCGACGUUCAUUUGGCUGACGGUACCGAACACUAACGGCUGAACGGAAGAACCGUUGGUGGGAAAAGUGCACCCGUUAACGCCACGUCGACUAAAACAAACAAACUCUGACAGGUGUUUCUCUCUCACUCUUUUUCUCGGAGUUUCCCACCAUGCUGGACCCGUCCUCCAGCGAAGACACGGGCGGGGAGUCCGACCCAGAAGUUGUGCAGGAGGCACCCAGGAAACAGGCUCCUUCUUCGGAGGGGAAACGUGGGAACAACCGGAGGAACCCCACCGCACCUGGAGCUGCUGUCCCCGGGAAAGGUGCUCAGAAAGACUGCAGCACUACAGGUGGAGAGGGGGAGGAAGAGGAGAGGAAGGAGCGUGAGAGGAUCCAGAAGGAGGAAGAGGACAGGAAGACUAAAGUGCAGAUUUAUGUGUUUGUCCUGCGGUGCAUUGCCUACCCCUUCAACGCCAAGCAGCCCACUGACAUGGCCCGGCGGCAGCAGAAGGUGAACAAGCAGCAGCUGCAGGCGGUGAAAGAGCGUUUCCUGGCCUUCCUCAACGGGGAAACUCAGAUCGUGGCGGAUGAAGCUUUCUGCAACGCUGUGAGGAGCUACCAUGAGGGUUUCCUGAAGAGCGAGCGAGUUUCCCGGAUGGUUCAGAGCGGCGGUUGCUCGGCCAACGACUUCCGCGAGGUCUUCAAGAAGAACAUCGAGCGGCGCGUCCGCAGCCUGCCAGAGAUCGACGGCCUGAGCAAAGAGACGGUGCUGAGCUCCUGGAUCGCCAAGUACGACGCCAUCUACCGUGGCGAGGAGGACAUGCGCCGGCAGCCUCAGCGGGCGCACCUGAGCGCCGUGUCGGAGCUCAUCCUCAGCAAGGAGCAGCUGUACGAGAUGUUCCAGCAGAUCCUCGGAGUCCGCAAGUUCGAGCACCAGCUGCUGUACAACGCCUGCCAGCUGGACAACGUGGACGAGCAGGCGGCUCAGAUCCGCAGAGAGCUGGACGGCCGGCUGCAGUUGGCAGAGAAGAUCGGCCGGGAGGUCAGAUACCCGCGGUUCCUCUCGGCGGACAUGGAGCCCCUGUACGUGGAGGAGCUGCGGUCCUCGGUGAACUUGCUCAUGGCGAACCUGGAGAGUCUGCCGGUGUCUAAGGGGGGGCCGGACUUCAAGCAGAAGCUGAAACGCUCCAACAUGAACAACUCCUUCCUGGACAUGGACGAGGGGGACGUCCUGUCCAAGUCCGACGUGGUGCUGUCCUUCACUCUGGAGAUAGUGAUCGUGGAGGUGCUGGGUCUGAAGUCCGUGGCUCCAAACCGCAUCGUGUACUGCACCAUGGAGGUGGAGGGCGGGGAGAAGCUGCAGACGGACCAGGCGGAGGCCUCCAGACCGCAGUGGGGGACCCAGGGGGACUUCACCACCACACACCCCCUCCCCUCCGUCAAAGUGAAGCUGUUCACAGAGAGCACCGGGGUCCUGGCUCUGGAGGACAAGGAGCUGGGCCGGGUGGUGCUGAACCCCACCACCAACAGUCCGAAGCAGGCGGAGUUUCACCGGAUGGUCGUCCCCAAGAACAGCCAGGACUCGGAGCUGAAGAUCAAGCUGGCCGUCCGCAUGGACAAACCCCCCAACAUGAAGCACAGCGGGCACGUGUUCGCUGUGGGUCAGAGAGUCUGGAAGCGCUGGAAGAAGAGAUAUUUUGUUCUCGUUCAGGUGAGUCAGUACACGUUCGCCAUGUGCAGCUACAGAGAGAAGAAGGCGGAGCCUCAGGAGCUGAUGCAGCUGGAGGGAUACACUGUGGACUACUGCGACCCUCAGCCAGGCCUGCAGGGGGGGCGGGUCUUCUUUAACGCGGUGAGGGAGGGGGACCUGGUGAUGUUCUCCUGUGAGGACGAGCAGGACCGGAUGCUGUGGAUUCAGGCCAUGUACCGAGCCACGGGGCAGUCCUACAAACCAGUGCCCCCCCCCCUGCAGAACAAAACCAUCAACUGCAGAGGAGGACUCCAGAAGCCCUCCUCCCCCAUCAGUCUGGACCCGUCUCAGCGGCAGGGCGUGGAGGGUCUGAUCUCCGCCGCUCCGAGCCGUUUCGACCACGCCGGCCUGUUCACCGUCCUACAGAAACACACUCUGCAGCACCGCAUGAACGACUCCUUCUCCUGCCUGGGUUGGUUCAGCCCCGGUCAGGUGUUCGUCCUGGACGAGUACUGCGCUCGGUACGGCGUCCGAGGCUGCCACCGCCACCUGAGCUACCUGAAGGACCUGAUGGAGUACUCGGAGAACAACGCGCUGGUGGACCCCACGCUGCUGCACUACAGCUACGCCUUCUGCGCCUCGCACGUCCACGGGAACAGGCCGGACGGGAUGGGCACGGUGACGGUGGAGGAGAACGAUCAGUUCGAGGCCGUCAGGAGUCGCCUCAUGGCGCUGCUGGAGAACCAGAUCACUCACUUCAGGUACUGCUUCCCCUUCGGACGACCAGAUGGGGCCCUGAAGGCAACGCUGUCCCUGCAGGAGCGGGUGUUGAUGAAGGACAUCACCACGCCGGUUCCUGCAGAGGAGAUGAAGAAGCUGGUGCAGAAGUGUCUGGAGAACGCAGCUGGGAUCAACUACAGCCAGCUGAUGGAGUACGCUCAGAUCAGAGCGGACGCUCAAGCCGCUCCGGAGAAAAGACUGGAGGACAUGAUGCGACUCGGGGAGCUCUGCAUCGAAGUCCUGCAGCAGAACGAGGAACAUCACUCCGAGGCUUUCUCGUGGUGGCCGGAGCUGAUGGCCGAACACGCGGAGAGCUUCCUGUCUCUGUACCGGGUCGACAUGGACGGAGCUCUGCAGGUUCAGCCCGUCGACUCCUGGGACUCCUUCCCUCUGUUCCAGCUGCUCAACAAUUUCCUGCGCAGCGACCUUCAUCUGUGCAACGGGACGUUCCACAAACACCUGCAGGACCUGUUCGUGCCGCUGGUGGUGCGCUACAUCGACCUGAUGGAGUCGUCCAUCGCUCAGUCCAUCCACCGCGGCUUCGAGCAGGAGACCUGGCAGUCCGUCAAGUCGCUCACUAACAAUCUAGCCAGCGUUCCUCUUCCCAAAGUCCCCAGCCUCCCUCUCACGCUGCCUCAGAUGCCCAGCUUCUCAGCCCCCGCCUGGAUGGGACCGCUGUGUGAGAACACUAACGGCUCGGCCACCUCGGAGGAUUUGUUCUGGAAGCUGGACGCGCUGCAGAUGUUCGUGCUGGACCUCCACUGGCCGGAGCCGGAGUUCGCCAAACAUCUGGAGCAGAGGCUGAAACUGAUGGCCAGCGACAUGAUGGAGGCCUGCGUCAAGAGAACAAAAUCUGCAUUUGAUGCCAAAAUGCAGAAGGCGUGUAAGUCGACGGACUUCCGGGUGCCGCUGUCCGUCUGCACCAUGUUCAACGUGCUGAUGGACGCCAAGAAGCAGUGCUCCAAACUCUGCGUGCUGGACACCGGGCAGGAGAUUGACAAACAAUGGCAACAGUACCACUCCAAAAUCGAUGUUCUGAUUGAUGAGGCGUUCAAAGACAUGAUUUCCUUCCUGGUCACAAAGUUCGCCGCUGUUUUAGACGGCGUCCUCUCCAAGCUCUCGAGAUACGAUGAAGGCACAUUCUUCUCUUCAAUCCUCUCUUUCACGGUGAAAGCAGCUGCCAAAUAUGUGGAGGUCCCCAAGCCAGGCAUGGAUCUGGCCGACACCUACAUCACCUUCAUCCGGCAGAACCAGGACAUCCUGCGGGACCGCGUCAACGACGAGCUGUACACCGAGAAGGUGUUCGACCAAUGGUACACCGGCUCCAUGAAGGCGGUGUGUGUCUGGCUGACCGACAGACUGGACCUGCAGCUACACGUAUACCAGCUGAAAACACUCAUCAAGAUCGUCAAGAAGACGUACCGUGACUUCCGGCUGCAGGGCGUCCUGGACGUCACGCUGAACAGCAAGAGCUACGAGACCGUCUACAACCGGCUGACGGUGGAGGAAGCGACGGCCGCCGUGAGGUCGGGCGACGGCCUGCAGGGCAUCAGCAUGAGGGACAGCGACGAGGAGGACGACUGAACACACUCCACACACACCCUCUCUGAAAGAUCAGGACCUUCCAUCACAGUGUGAGUUAUGUUGUAGAUGAAGACAGUAGAGUCCUUGUGACUGAAGGUCCUGACUCUCAGGUCUCCCCCCGUCCUCCCCUUUUUAACCCGACCUGCUCAUUGCCCUGAUACUGCUGAGAAUGUAUGACAAACAGGAAGUCAAGGUGAGGCGUGGCAUCUGACGGACUGAACCUCGUCCUCCCUCGCUCACCUGCAGGACAGGAAGCCCCGCCCCCCUCCACGUGCAGCCAUACUCUGAUUGAUGUCAAUUUGUACAGCGAUGGCCGUCAGUGCAGCUUCUUCCUGUUUUCAUCUUCAUCAUGGUCGUAGCUUACUGUUCAGAAAGACUCGACCUCGCCGCCUUUCACUUUAAUCUACGGCAGCAGAAAUCCGCUGAAGAGAUUGGUCUUUAUUCGACAGGAAGCUUGGAUUUGUAAGGUUCUUUUGUGACUGUUUUGGUCAAUGGUGUUUGUGGUUAUAUAUUUGAAUAUCAACAUACUUUAUUUUUUCAAAUAGCCAAUAUUAUUUUAUUAGGGACACAUUUUUUAAAAGAUCUGACCAAAUGUGAAUUUCCAACAAAAGUCAGAAUUCGGAGAAAACGUCAGAAUUCAUCAAAAGAAUCCGUCUUAAAAUAACACCAUAUUCCUGCUAAUCAGUUUAAAUGACUUUUGUGAAAUUAUUCUUGCACUAAAUUCCCAUUCACAUGCACCUGUCCAAAAGGGUUGACUUGAACACAACCGCCAUCUUUCAUUCCUUCAACCCCACUUUUGAAAGGUAAACAAACAGGAUAUCCCUCGUCUUAAAUAAAAGACUUCAGAAUAAGGGGUCAUUCGUAAUAUUCUCAUCCUAUCAUCGACAUUGAAAGUGUUACAGAGUCUGUCUUUCUGGGAGCUAGAAUGUACCCGGGACAUAGCGUGUGAUAUUUCUCGUGUGAAUAGAGAAAUAAUGUGUUAACGAUAAGGACAGAUCAUUGGGGUUCAUCCUCUGGGGGUCCUGGAUGUCAUUGUGUGCAGGUUGAACUGCACAACUGGCCACCUAGCUAUCAAGUCUUGAUGUUUACAGCUGACUAAUCUGCGAGACACAGCUUACGUCCAAUGCCGAACUUUCUCUGCUAGUUAUUUCA
This is a messenger RNA of Eleginops maclovinus (Patagonian blennie), 5306 nucleotides long. It is a transcript of the gene cadps2, whose product is annotated as Ca++-dependent secretion activator 2. Gene Ontology annotation, biological process: dense core granule exocytosis; positive regulation of exocytosis; synaptic vesicle exocytosis. Gene Ontology annotation, cellular component: glutamatergic synapse. The record is from RefSeq and is a predicted model, not a curated record. NCBI's taxonomy places the organism in Eukaryota, Metazoa, Chordata, Actinopteri, Perciformes, Eleginopidae.